AUGGCCACUGCUCAACCUUUAUACGAUUAUUCAGCUUAUGAUUAUUCCUACGAAGCAGGUGCAGCAACUGCUUCUUAUGCAUCUUAUCCAGGCUAUGAAUCAAGUGCAUCAUACGCAACACCAGGUGCGUAUGAUGGUUAUGCAGCGUCCGGUGGAUAUCCCCCAGGUACUGCAACAGGGCCAUCUUAUAGUACUGUUGAUCCAUAUUCAGGUUAUGCAACUACAGGCUAUGGCUAUCCAACUACGGCUACUAGUGUUGGAGGUCCACCACCAACUUCUAGUCAACCUGGAUAUCCAUCAUCAAAUAGUAGUUAUCCAUAUGAAUCAAGACGUACGCCACCACCAUCAUCAUCAUCUGCUGCGUCUGCAAUUCAUUAUGCUGGUUAUGAUUACUCGUCUGCAAUGAGUGGUUCAUAUGCACCAACGCCUUCAUCAGCGACCACUUAUUCUCCCUACAAAACCAUUUCAACAAGCCAUAGAUCAACGCCCCAAAAUGAUUAUGCAACAUAUGCUAUAUCAGCUCCACCAUCACAUGGAGCUUAUAGUGUUCAAUCAGGUAGUCAAGCUGCAGGAACAAUGGGCUCAACACAUGGCUAUGCAACAGCUACCGCAGAUAUGGUUGCACGUCAAUCGGAUUACUAUCAUUCAAGUCAAGUGCCACCUGCAAUGCAUUAUAUUCGUCACCAACCUCAACGAAUGCCAUAUCGUUUGCCACCACGAGGGGGCUAUCAACGUGAACUUGAUGAACCUGGCGAUGAAAAUGAUCUUCUACGACAUGUUAUUUACGUCACUGGCUUACCCAAAGAAAUUCAAAAUGAAACCUUAGCCGAAGUGUUUGGCUCAGCAUGUGGACUAAUUGCACCGGUUGAUGUACGUUCACCAAAACCAAAAAUUUGGGUCUAUAAAGAUCGACAAACACGUGAAGGAAAAGGAGAAGCUACAAUAACAUUUAUUAAUCCUGAAUCAUGUCAAGUAGCUGUUAAUUAUUUCGAUGGAAAAGAAUUGUUUGGUCGACAAAUUCGUGUUGCAUUAUGUCCCAGACGUUUGUAUAGUAUGCAGAAACAAAAUACACCCUUCAAUCCUGCUGCACCACCAAUGAAUACAACUACAUCUAUGUUGUCAAUGAUUAAAUCAACAUCGAAUAAUAAUAAUAACAAUGAAGUUACGUCAAUACCUUCGACAUCAUCUGUAUCGACGAUAAUAACUACGGGUACUUCACCAUCGCCAAUUAUAUCGACAACAACUGCUUCAUCAAAUUUUGUAACAGCCGCUAAUCCCAUAACAACCAUUUCAUCUUCAACACUUGGAUUACCGCGUCAAAUGAAUCAUUCAUUAUUCAAAUUUAGACAAACACCAGAACAACAGCGUGGCAUUUUACCAACACCACCUAAUUCUUUUGUAGCACCAGUAAUGAGCAAUGCAUUUCAACGUGAUGGUGUUCGAAAGGAAUUACCACGAGUUGCUUUGAAUAGAGGAAACGCUGCUUAUCCUGCCGGUGUUCGUCCGAAACCUUAUUAA
This is a messenger RNA of Rotaria socialis, 1518 nucleotides long. The record is from the annotation of a GenBank genome assembly. NCBI's taxonomy places the organism in Eukaryota, Metazoa, Rotifera, Eurotatoria, Philodinida, Philodinidae.